AUGGGUAAAAUAAUGAAGAGUGGUAAAGUUGUUCUGGUACUGAGGGGGAGAUUUGCAGGUAGAAAAGCCAUAAUUGUUAAGGCGUAUGAUGAUGGUUCAUCCGAUCGGGCAUAUAGCCACGCGUUGAUUGCUGGAAUAGACAAGUACCCGAGACCGAUCACUAAAGCAAUGGGGAAGAAAAAAAUUGAAAAUAGGAAUAAGUUGCGUCCAUUUGUUGGGGUAGCAAGCUACUCAAAUCUGUUGCCUACCAGGUUGUAUUCAGUCGACAUAACUUUGGACAAGAACUUUGUGAAUAAGGAGGCACUGAAGGAACCUGGUAAGAAGACGAGAGCUAAAUUGGAGAUUAAGAAGAAAUUUGAAGAGCGCUAUAAAACUGGCAAGAACAAGUGGUUUUUUACUAAGUUACGAUUUUGA
This is a messenger RNA of Enterobius vermicularis (human pinworm), 414 nucleotides long. The record is from the annotation of a GenBank genome assembly. Lineage: Eukaryota; Metazoa; Nematoda; Chromadorea; Rhabditida; Oxyuridae.